AUGACAGAGAGACAAACGCCAGCUUUACGCUGGGAAAUUACUUUCCACAUUCGGGAAGAAGACGCGCACGGAGACAUCUCCGGCGAAGAAACACCAGAUUAUACUGGGAACAAUCUCGAGACUUUAGCGCUCGGAAGAAGCGACAAGAGAUAUUAUCUAUCUCUGCCGAAAUGAUAUGAGGAAAACGCAAAGGUCCAAGGAACAAGAUCAGGCUUCGUUUGGGAUAAGCUUGGUCACAAUGUAGUGAGUGGGGUUGGGACUUGGGAAGAGCGAUACCUUCACCUAAUGGGAAAAGAAACUCUGGAGGGGCCACUGCUUGAUUCUUAUGGACAUACCAUAGGCGUAAACACUGCCACAUUCACACGCAAAGGGAGCGGUAUGUCUUCCGGUGUGAACUUUGCCAUUCCCAUUUGA
Molecule: messenger RNA, 414 nt
Organism: Microthlaspi erraticum
Lineage: Eukaryota; Viridiplantae; Streptophyta; Magnoliopsida; Brassicales; Brassicaceae
Source: the annotation of a GenBank genome assembly